UCUCAUCAAGACAAGAUUAAAACUCCGACUGUCACGGCCUCGAAGAUGCGACAAUUUUUAUAUGCAUUGCACACGACACGCAAGUUAAAAAACUGAAAACUACGUGCAAAAUGUUAGAAACGGACUGAUUCAUCUCAAGCGAUUUGUAUUGAGCAAAAAUUGAGCUAAACCUGUCGAUCUGUCCGGGCCUGCUGCACACGGCACCCGAACCCUUGAUUUCCGUGACAAUAAUAAUAAUAAACCCACGCCGCACGCCGUAAAAGCAAAACAACCGCCGGCAUGUGUAGACAUGAGCUUUACUUAUUGCGAAGACAUUUUUUGGCACGAAAUUCUGCGAAGUGAGCGGCAGAUGAACAGGAAAAAGGAACACUUCUGGCGCAUCCAAGAGGUCUCAGGGUGCCUUAAAACCAGGUGCCUUAUAAAAGAAUUGGCAGAAGAAGAAUUGGCUUCAACGAUUUUCAGUGUGGCAACGAUGCAAGAAAAACCACGUUUUUGCGAGGUUUAAAAGCAGCAGGCUCAGGAGCCUCUCUCCAGGUUGAAAUCCGAAAUGAAGCUACUAAGCUCUGCUGUCGUCCUUUUCCUGGUCCUGGGCUCUGCCCUGGCCUACAAGAGCUACUCAGGGUACCAGGUGCUGAAGACGGCGCCCCUGACCGCGGCCGCCAUGCCCUACAUCAACAGGAUGAGCCAGCGCUUCGACUUCUGGGGCACCCCCGGCGUCGGAAGGCCGGCCACCGUGAUGGUUUCCCCUGAGGAGGCGCCCGUCGUGGUCGCGGCCUUCAACAGGAUGCGCGUUGCCCACGAGGUCUUGGUCGCAGACCUCGGACCACAAGUGGAAAAUCAGCGUGCAGAGCGAGAGGCGCUGAAGGUUUCGUCGCCGAGCAAGCCGCGCACAGCCUCGUACGACCGCUUCAUGGAAUUCGUCGAAAUCGACGCGCACAUCCACGAAACGGCGGACGGCAACCCUGCCAUCGCGUCCGUGCUGGACCUCGGCUUUUCCUACGGAGGACUCGAGUUCCACGGCUUGAAGCUGUCCAACGGCCAGCCCGGACAGAAGGCCGUGUGGUUCGACUGCGCCAUCCACGCCCGCGAGUGGCUCUCGACGCCCGUCUGCCUGAGGAUCAUCGACGAGGUCCUCGCCGACCCUGCCCUCAGGGACUUGGCCGACUGGUACAUCAUGCCCGUCGCCAACCCUGACGGAUAUGACUACUCCUUCACUGAUGAUCGUUUCUGGAGAAAGACCCGGCGGCCAACCGCUGACGCCAACUGCCCUGGCACCGACCCGAACCGAAACUUCGACUUCCUGUGGGAUGCUGGCAACCCUACCGACUACUGCUCUGAGGUUUACCCUGGCACCGGCGCCUUUUCCGAACCUGAGGUCGCUGCCAUGGGCAACUUCAUCCUGGACAUUGCCGACAACCUCGUGCUCUACGUCGCCGUCCACAGCUACGGAGAGAUGAUCUUGUACCCUUACGGACACACCGUUGAGCCCGUCCCCAAUGUGGACCAACUGAUUGCCGCUGGAACCGCGUCGGCGGACGCGAUCGCCGCCGUGGCCGGCACCGCCUACACCGUCGAGAACUCUGCCUCUGGCCUUUACUUCACGUACGGCGCGAGUGACGACUUUGCGUACGGCAGAGGCGCCGUCGAGUUCGCCUACACGUUCGAGCUGAGCGCCGGCGGAUCCGGAGGCUUCGACCCUCCAGCCUCCCAAAUCCAGCCAACAGUCGACGAGGUCUGGCCCGGAAUGCUGGCUCUUGUUGAAUACGUUCUUGCUAACUAAAUAUUUAAUAAAAAUAUGAGAAGCAGUGUAA
Molecule: messenger RNA, 1811 nt
Organism: Cloeon dipterum
Lineage: Eukaryota; Metazoa; Arthropoda; Insecta; Ephemeroptera; Baetidae
Product: carboxypeptidase B-like
Exons: 10
Coding region: 548-1780 (410 amino acids)
Biological process (GO): proteolysis
Molecular function (GO): zinc ion binding; metallocarboxypeptidase activity
Source: RefSeq, a predicted model, not a curated record